UUUCGUCAAAGUUCCCAAACUCCCAUUUCCCCUUCUUCCUUUUAUUCCCAACCAUGUAUAUAACAACUUCAACACCCUCUUCUUUAUCAUUCUUCAUCUUUCAAUUUCUUCAGCAUGACUGAUUCUAAUUCUACCCCUAAUUCCAAGUUCCAGAGCAUGCGCCGAUGGGUCGUUGACCACAAGCUUCGUGCUGUUGGGUCUUUAUGGUUAAGUGGUAUUGCUGGAUCAAUCGCUUACAACUGGUCUCAACCCGGGAUGAAAACAAGUGUUCGGAUCAUUCACGCAAGGUUGCACGCACAGGCGCUCACACUGGCCGCAUUAGCCGGAGCUGCAGUUGUUGAGUACUAUGAUCACAAUACAGGUGCAAAGUCUGAACGAUAUGCCAAGUUCCUCCCCCCGAUUGAUUCAUACUCUCACAAAGACUAAACCGGAACCUUGUGCUGCCAACGGGUGUUCGUUCUUGCAUUCAAAAUUGUAUAUUUUCAGUUUCACCAUUGUGUCUCCUAGGUGAUAACCUUCCGUAUGGAGUUUUGAUCUUAAAAAUAUUAUAUUUUCAUGAUUCAUAUUGCAAACAGGGUUGAUUAUGAUGUCACAAUUUGGUUUAUUUUAUUUGUUUUUCCCUUUU
This is a messenger RNA of Helianthus annuus (common sunflower), 625 nucleotides long. RefSeq lists its product as uncharacterized. The record is from RefSeq and is a predicted model, not a curated record. The transcript has 3 exons. NCBI's taxonomy places the organism in Eukaryota, Viridiplantae, Streptophyta, Magnoliopsida, Asterales, Asteraceae. Gene Ontology annotation, cellular component: mitochondrial inner membrane. Bases 115 to 426 code for a protein of 103 amino acids. Gene Ontology annotation, biological process: mitochondrial respiratory chain complex IV assembly.